AUGACCUGGGCAAUCAAACUGUCUCAGUAUGAUUUACAGUACAAACCCAUACAUGCAAUCAAGGCCCAAGCAAUGGCCGACUUCCUGGUAGAGGUAACAAGAAACAAUCCCGAGACACCAAGCACACGGUGGAAGCUCCAUGUGGACGGAGCCUCCAACCAAACAUUCGGGGGAGCGGGAAUCAUUCUAGAAAGCCCAACGGGAGUCGUGUAUGAGCAAUCGGUCAAGUUCGAGUUCCCGGUGUCCAAUAAUCAAGCAGAAUACGAGGCCCUCCUUGGCGGCCUACUUUUGGCAAGGGAAAUCGGAGCCCCCAGAGUGGAAGUAUGCAGCGACUUCCAGGUCAUCACAUUACAGAUUAAUGGAACGUAUCAGACCAGGGACUCCCUGCUGCAGAAAUACUUGGAGAAAGUUAAAAAGCUGAGCGAGGAGUUCGACGAGUUCACAGUGCAACAUGUUCCAAGAGAGAGGAACACCCGAGCUGACCUCCUAUCAAAACUGGCAAGCACAAAACCAGGAACAGGGAACCGAUCUCUGAUUCAAGGUUUAGUGAAGGAACCAACGGUGACCCUGCAUAUAGCAUGUACAAUCGAUCCCCCUCAUGGAUGGACCCAAUCAUCAACCUCUUGGAAAACAAUGGACUACGUGCUAAGCGAAGUCCACGAGGGGUGCUGCGGCCAUCACAUCGGAGGAAAAGCCUUAGCCCGAAAGCUCGUCAGGGCCGGCUACUUUUGGCCCUCAAAGAUGUCGGAUUCCAAGGAGUUCGUGAAGAAAUGCAGGAGGUGCCAAGAAAACACCAACUUUCACAAAGCACCGGCAGUCGAGCUAAGCCUACUGAUGGCCUCCCGACCAUUCUCUCAGUGGGGAGUCGACUUGCUAGGACCCUUCCCGGUCGGACCUGGGCAGGUCAAAUACCUAAUUGUUGCCAUCGAUUAUUACACCAAGUGGGUGGAGGCCAAACCGUUGGCCAGCAUAUCUUCGGCAAACUGCCGAAAAUUCAUGUGGAGGCAAGUAAUAGCCAGAUUUGAGAUCCCGGAGGUCGUCAUCUCAGACAACGGAACACAGUUUGCCGAUAAAAGUUCGGAAAAUUUCUCGCCGGUUUAG
This is a messenger RNA of Arachis ipaensis, 1101 nucleotides long. RefSeq lists its product as uncharacterized. Gene Ontology annotation, molecular function: nucleic acid binding; RNA-DNA hybrid ribonuclease activity. The record is from RefSeq and is a predicted model, not a curated record. Lineage: Eukaryota; Viridiplantae; Streptophyta; Magnoliopsida; Fabales; Fabaceae. Gene Ontology annotation, biological process: DNA integration.